UUUUAAAGUGCAAUUUCUGUAGUGUAUUUUGUGACCCUGUGAUUGUGUCUGACGCAGACGUCAGUUUGAGUGGCACUAAGAAGGCUGUUAGCGGCGGAUUACGUUGAAAUAGAUGUAAAAGUAAGCAGCCCUGCAGUGUUUAGCUCGCCCGUGGGAGAGAAGCCAUAUUGUUCUGGUUUGAGAAAGAUGAGUGACUGGGAUGAUGAUGAUGAGGAGCCCAAUACAAGUGCUUUAUCAAAAGUUGUUCAGCAUGAAGAUUUGGGAUUACCAAUGAGUUUUGGCUCUAACAAAGAUAAAAAUGAAAACUGGGAACCUGUGGCAUGGAAUACUGGAGCAGAUAAUAGUGAUUAUUCAGGAAGAGGAGGAUUUUCAAGAUCAGGAGGAGAAGGAUCAUCAUCAGAUAAAACAUGCUACAAGUGUAACGAGGUAGGGCACAUGGCAAGACAGUGUCCUUUUGAAGUGAAAAGUGACAAUCUUAACAGAGGUCAAGGUUUUGGAAGAGAACGAGGACAGAGGGGUGGAACUUGUUUUAAGUGUAAUGAGGAAGGGCACAUGGCAAGACAAUGUCCUUCUGCAGUGCAAAGUGACAAUAUUAACAGAGGUCAAGAUUUUGGAAGAGAACGAGGACAGAGGGGUGGAGCUUGUUUUAAGUGUGGCAUUGAUGGUCACUUGUCACGUGACUGCCGUAAUACCGAAGAUGGUGGGAGAGGUGGAAGAAGGGCAUUUGGAGAAAAGAGAGGCUGUUUCAAGUGUGGAAGUGAAAUGCACACGACUCGAGAGUGUGUAAAUGCAGCACCAGGGAAAGCUAGUGGAGAGGAAAGAAUCCGUCCACCUAUAUACGUCCCUGAAGACCUAGAUUCUGACAAGCUGUUCGAGACUGGCAUUCAUACGGGUGAAAACUUUCAGAACUAUGAUGAUUUGCCAGUCAAGGUAACUGGGACGGAGCCAAUACCUGAAGCUGUGGGAGACUUUCAUCAUAUGGGCUUUCAUGAGAUCUUGGAGUCAAAUCUGUCUAAGGCUGGAUAUAUGCAACCAACACCAAUUCAGAAAUAUGCCUUGCCAAUUAUUGUGGAGGGUAGAGACCUUAUGGCCUGUGCUCAAACUGGUUCAGGAAAAACGGCAGCAUACCUGUUGCCUGUGAUUAACGAUAUUUUGCAAAACAAGCUGGAAGGAAAUGCUCCUGUAGGAUGUGGUCAGCCUUUUGCAUUGGUUAUUGGGCCAACAAGAGAGCUAAUAUCACAGAUUUACGAUGAAGCCCGUAAAUUUUCAUUUGGAACAGAUGUGCAGUGUGUUAGAGUGUAUGGUGGAGCAGCUGUAAAUAACCAACUUCGCCGAUUAAAGGACUGUCAGAAUCCUAUUGUGAUGGCCACACCAGGAAGAUUACUGGAUUUUGUGAAAAGAGGAUAUUUGAGUUUUGAACAUCUGAAGUAUCUCAUUUUUGAUGAGGCUGAUCGUAUGUUGGACCUGGGAUUUUCUGAUGAUAUGUUACAACUUAUUCAGAACCCCACUAUGCCUGCAAAAGGUCAGCGAUUAACCAUGAUGUUCAGUGCAACGUAUCCUGAAAAGGUACAAGAAUGUGCACUUGACUACUUGCAUAACUACUUAUUCCUUGUAGUUGGUUCUGUUGGUGCAGCAAACAGGGAUGUUAAGCAAGAAAUUCUACACAUCGAUAAUGUUAAAAAAAGGGACACGCUGAUUAAGAGUAUUGUUAAUUGUAAAGAGGGUGAGAAAAUCUUGGUAUUUGUAGAAAGGAAGCUGCAAGCAGAUUUUAUUGGAGCUUUCUUAAUUACCCAAGGUAUCAGUGCUACAACAAUUCAUGGUGACAGAUAUCAGGAGCAACGUGAGGAAGCUUUAUCAGCUUUUAGGACAGGAGUUAACAAUGUCCUUGUUGCAACAUCAGUAGCUGCCCGUGGUCUGGAUAUUGUUGGAGUUGAAAUGGUAGUCAACUUUGACCUACCAAAAACUAUAGAUGAAUAUGUCCACCGCAUUGGUCGAACUGGUAGAGUUGGUAAUCGUGGAUAUGCUAUAAGUUUCUUCAAUGAAGAUGAGGAUAAACCUAUUGCUAAAGAUUUGGUCAAGAUUCUUGAUGAAGCUUCUCAAGAGGUUCCCGAUUGGUUAAUGGCGAUUGCAAAGACAAGUGGACAUGAACAAACAUACCAUGGAGUGGGUCGCUUCCCUAUGAAGGAUAUUAGAUCAAAGCCUGAGCGUUGGGAGCUCCAUGGUGGACCAUCAGAUGUUCCUACUCAAGAUGAGGAGGAGGAUUGGGCCACAUAAUGUGAGCUGUAUGUAACAUCUCUGAUUGAAUUAGGAUUAAAUGAAGUGCUCGGAUUUUAUCUUGAUUUGUCUAAAGAAUUUUCUUAUUCCUGAUUUGAUUUUGUUAAUGUAAAAAUGGAGGUCUUUGCUGCAUUGAAAACUAUAACUAAAUUGGGGAAAGUGCCAAGCCAUGAUGACUAUAUAGCAUUGAAAACUAGCUUUGAAAUAAUUGUUCAGGUGGCGUAAAAUAAAAUGUAAAAUAUUUUUCCAGGGCCAAUAUGAGACGUGAAUAUCAAACUUUUCAGUCCUGGGCUUUAUUUCUUAACUUUAAAAUUUCAGUCUAGCAUAAUAUUGAGAAUUUUCCUUAAUCUUUAUGUAUCUCACAAAGGGUUGUUGCAUUGAUAUUGCAGCAGUGUUUUAACAAGUCUUUAUGGUGAUGCAUGUUGUAAAGUAUGUUUUGUGUUCACAAUAGGUUCACAGUUACUCAGAUUAUACUAAGUCAUUUGUAACAAUAUCUAGGGAGUUGGUAAGGUGAUGUUUGAAUGUUCAAUCAUUAGUUUAAAAUAUUAAUGUAAAGUACAUAUAUUAAAUGUAAUGUUAUGAUAGGCCACACAAUGUCUUAGUCCUUCUCAAAACGUUCAAGUGUCUUUAUAGUGACUGCAUAGUGAGAGGUUGUAAUUGUUACUUGAAGGACGUUUACAGUGUUUUAAUGUUUUUGGAAUGUGGUAAUAGGUUAACAGGCUUUAUGCUUGUAAUAAUGUCAUGAUGAAAGUCUCUGUUACUGUUUAGUGUAAGAGCAGCCAUGUUCUUUAACAUACAAGGAAAUAUGAUUAGUUGAUUAUGGGAAAGACACUUAAUUUGCAUGAUUAAAAAUAUUGAAAGUUAA
Molecule: messenger RNA, 3139 nt
Organism: Procambarus clarkii (red swamp crayfish)
Lineage: Eukaryota; Metazoa; Arthropoda; Malacostraca; Decapoda; Cambaridae
Product: probable ATP-dependent RNA helicase vasa-like
Biological process (GO): gamete generation; cell differentiation
Cellular component (GO): nucleus; P granule
Molecular function (GO): zinc ion binding; RNA helicase activity; RNA binding
Source: RefSeq, a predicted model, not a curated record